UCACCGGCCUCUCUGGCAAUAGGCUGCGAGCUGAGCUCUCUGAAGCGGCGGCGGCGGCGGCAACGCGGUCGGUCUCUGGGCCCUUCACUCCGCGCCUUCUGCAGCCGCCACUGCAGCCGCGCGGCGGGGGCUCUCUGCCUGCAGCCAGCUGGCCGCCCCAGCCUGGUGCCUCGGUGAAGGAAAAGGCGCGCGGAGACGCGUUCCAGGCGGGGCCGGAGAGGAUCUCCCAGGCGUCGCUCGCUCCCUGGCCGGCUUGCUCGUCCGCAGUUGUUCCUUUAGUUCUGCGCUCGCACACACGCCCCGGCAAGGCCCAGGGAGUAGUUUUGGGUGCUGUGGGGUCCCUCCUCUUCUUGGCUGGUGGGAACGGUGUGCCUCAGAGGGGAAGCCUGGUGGUCCCGGCCCCUCCCAGCCCAGCGCCGAUGAGUGCCAGGGCGCCCAAGGAGCUGAGGCUGGCGCUGCCGCCGUGUCUCCUCAACCGGACCUUUGCUUCCCCCAACGCCAGCGGCAGCGGCAACCCGAGUGUCCGUAGCCCGGGCGCAGGCGGCGGUGGCGGCACCUGCAUCACGCAGGUGGGACAGCAGAUCUUCCAGUCUUUCUCCUCCACGCUGGUGCUGAUUGUCCUGGUCACCCUCAUCUUCUGCCUCAUCGUGCUGUCCCUCUCCACCUUCCACAUCCACAAGCGUAGGAUGAAGAAGAGGAAGAUGCAGAGGGCUCAGGAGGAAUACGAGCGGGAUCACUGCAGCGGCAGCCACGGCGGCCGGGGGCUGCCCCGGGCGGGCGGCCAGGCCCCAACCUACGGAAAAGAAACCCGGUUAGAAAGGCAGCCCCGGGACUCUGCCUUCUGCGCCCCCUCCAAUGCCUCCUUCUCCUCUUCGUCCCCCGGCCUCCCGUGCCCAGGCCCCUGUUCUCCUCCGCCUCCACCUCCCGCCCCUAGUCCGCAAGGAGCGCAUGCAGCCUCCUCCUGUUUGGACGCAGCUGGCGAGGGCCUUUUGCAAACAGUGGUACUGUCCUGAUUGUCCAAUCUCUCUCUGAUCCCUUUUCUCCUUUCCAAUUCCUUUGCCGUCUUUUGCUUUUUUCCCCCCUUCUUCUUUUGCCUUCCUCUUCUACUUUCCUUUGCCCCUAUUCUUCUUCCUUCUUUUAAUCUCUGACCGCCCUUAAAACUGUUUCUCCUCCGCCGAGGCACUGUGCGGUAUUUGUAAAUAUUGGGGAGGAAUGUCUCGGAAGAAGAAAUAAUGCUGAUAAUAAUACUUUACUAAUAUUUACAGUAAUUAUUAUAAUACUAACACAAUCCAACCGCAUGACAAAUCACAUAAUUUCUCAUUGUCAAUGAAAGAUGUGUCUUUCCUCCCCACCCCAGGAUCCCUUCCCACAACCCAAUAAAGAGGAGAAACCACACAAGCUACCAGAUACUUAGAAGGCAUUCACCACCCAGGAACAAAGGCAGUGGAAGGGCUUGGUGGUGUUGUACAUAGCUGUCAAGUUAAGGUUCCAUUAUCUUUUUACCCUUAGCCCCCUUCCCCCCUAGGCUUUCACUCUUCCUUCAGCUCCUUCUCCUUCCCAUUCCCAUCUCUAGCCGGACUCAGGCAGUAGUAUAUUCUAAAGAAAAUGUCUGCAUUUAACAAACAGGACUACAAGAGGCCACAGAGACAGCUCUAUAAAUAUAAAGAGUGAAACAAAUAUAAAUAGACUAGCUUAAGGAUAGAUAUUUCAAUCAGUGAAGGGACCCAGAAAAGGAGGCAACAUUUAUGACAGGUUCCCCUCUCUAGUCAGCCGCUCCUUCUUUUCGUUAACUAUUUUCUUUGUCAGGACAGGGCAUUUUAAUUUACUUUUGGAAAUAUCCCUCGCUGGUCGAGAAUAAUUACAUUAAAAUCAUUACAGGAAUUUAAAAUAAAACUAAUCUGCUUUUGCUUUUUGCCCCACCCCUACCUGUAGACCUUUAACAUUUUCAGGAUUCACAGAGGGCCUGGGAGUUGUCAGCCAAGUCUGGUGCUGAACUGACUUCACCAUACUGGUUAUUCCCUCUGGUUGUGUAGGUGAAGGAGGGGCUGUUUGGAAAGUGACUAUUCUAGCUUUUGGUUGGUUUCUUUCUUCUUUUUCUACAAUUGGGUUUGCGUGUACCAUUGAUUUUCUUAUUAUUAGACAUCUCGUAAGUUAUCUUUUUUGUAAAAAACAAAUAUAUAUAUAAAUAUAUAUAUUAGGUGAUGUGCAGUACUGAAAGUACAGUAUCUAACCAACCAGAAUGUUUCUGUUUUACUUUUAGAAGAUGUGUACCUUUGUUACAUACUUACUCUAUUGGUACCAAAUACUGAAUCAAACUACAGUUCUGUACCACGUCCUUCAAACUGUAUAUCCUUGUUCUUAAUUUCCAGCUGUUGUUAUAAUGGUUACCUCUGGUUGAGGAAUUUAGUGGUGCAGACCUGGCUUCUGCUGUUUCCAGAAGUGUUCUUUUGUACUAUAGUAUGUAGUAGACUGUUAUGAAAAGGUGACAUAUGUUUUCUUUCUUUCUCUUGCAAAUAACAGAACCCACCACAACAGAAAACAGACAAAUAAUGGGUGUGCAGGAAUGCCAUCUAUUAAAGUAUGGUUAAUAUAUAAACAGUGCCUGUAGUCCUCCCUGCAUGCAGUUACCACCUGGAGGCAGUGAUGUGUGUGCCUGCUUGUACUGUGUUUGGGGGUGAGACUGGUGGGGAUGCUGGGCAAUUUGGAUGACAGGACAUGCAAAUUUCAAGAGAAGUUAAAUCCAGUAACUACUUGUAGGAGAAAAUGUUUGCAGCUUGUUUACUUUGAAAUAGGUGUCUGCCUCUGUGAUGCAUCAAAGGAGGGGCUCUCUUUCUCUUUCUGAGUCUGGCUUAGCUAACUUCACUCAAUACAUUUUAAAAGAUUGAGGAAAAAAAAAGGAGAAGAGCAUAAAUAUUUUGUUCUUUUUCCCCAUACCAGACAAGAACAUCUGUGUUAGAAAUGAAGACCACCUAUAGAUAUUUACCACUUUGUUUCUCUUGCAUUGAUGAUUCAAGGGGCCAGAAGCAUAUUCUAAUCUUAAUUAUAUGAAGUGGAAGCCCUUCUUGGAAACCUAUUCUUAGAUAGAUAUAUAAAAGUCUGGAAAAUGUAUGGAUGGGAAUUGUCUACAAAAAGCUCAACCAAAAGACUUCUCACUAACCUGCAGGGUGUAGUGCAACAGUGCCCCUAGGUGCAUCCCUCUCCCAAGGAACUAAUUGUUCUAGACUCUCUGUCUUGGUUCCAGGAAUAUGUGCUCUUAUCCAGAGCAAAUAUUACAUCUGAGGUUUUAGGUUAUCUACUAAAUUGCCCAAGGUCAGUCUGAAUCUUUUAUAAAAAUAAUUUAAUAAGAUUAAUUUUAAUCACCCAUUUGAUUUUCACCCAGAUACUUUCCUGAAGCACAGAGGAUCAUCAUUUAAGCAUGCCAUGUUGUAAUACUAGGAAGACCAGGUAUAAUCUUUGGGUAUAAUAUAUUAAACAGUAAACCAGAUUCUCUCUAGUGCCUUAGUCACUUCCUAGUAAUAAGUAAAAGAGUGCAUUAACUCCCUCAGGCCACUAGGGAAUCCUUUAGUGCAUUGGAGCUCUACAUUGUACAUCAGAAUGACUAAGGCACUGUGAAAAAAGAAGUCCAUUAAUUUCUGUAGCUUAUCCUCAUCCAGCUGUAGCUCUUUACUAUCUUAUUACACAAUGACUUUUGGACUUGAAAUUUAGAAUCAGGGACCCAGAAGGGAGCUUCCACAUUUCCAGUGAGCUCCACUAAGACCAUGAAUAUUACUUUCUUCCAUUUAUUUGGUGCACUUUUUACAGUGAAUAAUUUCCCACUUUAUUAAAGCAAUAAGAUGUUCUGUUGUGAGCAGUGCUGGAUGAUGACUCCAUUUCUUUGGUGCUGAAGCUACUCAUAUGUUCUUGCCUUAUGAAUCAUAGUUCAUUCAAGGCAUGCAAUAAUAAUUCCCUUCCAAGGAGCAGCCUGUAAACUCCAGGGAAGGGGGUAAUUAUGAAAUUGUCCUGUGUCAUUUUUCCUAAAGGAAUAGAGAGAGCAGGAGAAAUAAAAGCAUGUAUGCAUAUUGUAAAACAAGAUCUUGGUACCUCUAAACAUGGGCACACAUCUGUAAUAUGCUUGUAUUGUGCACCUUAAAAUUUGUAUGCCUCUCUCCAUUAAUUGACAGUUGUUUGAUAUUUUUAAUAGGGCUCUGUGUAAAGAUGAUGUAGUUCAUGAGUAAAAUUUCAUGCUGAGUUUAAUUUACUCAGAAUAUUAAGCUUCUGGUUGUAUCAUUUGGUAUUUUUUAUGAGAUAGAAAGGGAAUGACAGAAAUUCAAGGUAAUGCCAGUCCCCACACCAAAUUACUGCAAUAAGCACAUAUCCAAGUAAUUUGCACAAACCCUGUUUAAAGCCCUGCUUCUUAAGAGCCAAGUGGAUGGUCUCAGGAGUUUGGGAUGCUACCAACAGGGCAUUUUGGUUUUCAUUUAUAAGAAACAAAAGGCAAUCUGGAAAUAGCUAAAUUUAUUUUAAGGAUUUUACUCACUGAUGUCCCGUCAAACUAAUUGCUUCACACUCCUGUAGCUACAGCUCAACUUCUGCACUUGCUCAGUAUUAAUAAGAUGGCAUGCUUGAUUCUUGUUGUUCUUCAAAAUAAGAAAAUUGGAGAGAGAGAGAAUGCCAUUGUGUCAGCUGUAUGGGACUCUGAAUCCUAGAGAUGUAGAUGGAUAAAAUCUUCUUUAGAAUUUAUAUACACCCAUAGAUAUGUAUUUAUAUAUGCACACAUUUUGUACAAAUUUACAAUGGACUUUUUAUAUUCUCUUUUCUGCCAUUGCAAGAAUGAGAUGGAAACCAAAUAUCCUCCAGAGAGGAUACUGAGAAGUCAGGUAUAUGCAUGUACUUAUUCUCUGGGGUCAAAUCUGAAUGACUUUCUCUUUAUUUAAAAGGAGAGAGUCCUGGUUGGCUUAGGGAAUUGGUAUUAGAUACUCUUCCUUUCCUAGGUUAGUGACUCAAACAUAGCAAUGAUAAUGAUGUUAUGAUCAUCUCUCUGUGAUCCAAAUGUCUAGAAGGAAAGCAAAAAUACCCAGAAGUUUAGAGCCAUCUAGACUACAAACUUGGAUUGUGGCUAGAUUUUUCAUUUUCAACCUAUUUGUUGUAUGGAGACAUAAUUUAUAUCUUCACAGCUAAAAGUAAAGUGGAAAUAUGACCAUAAUCUGUUUAGCUGGAUGAGUAGUUUUUAGAAAAUAUGGAUAAACUAGGGUUUAACAAAACUUUGGCACCUGACUUUUCCACUGUUUCUAUCUAUAUCAGUUGAAUUAAUUAGAUAGUGGUUAAAAUCCAGGUUUUCCAGUGUACAGACAUAUGCUCUAAGUCCUUUUUUGUGGGUGACAAUUGAGCGAUUGCUAGCUGAUACUACUUGGAAGUUAUAGAUUAAAUUAGAACAAGAAAUUUUAAUCUAAUCUGGGCAGUCUCCUCAGGUUCAUUCCCAUGUAAAUCUGGACUUUGAGUCUAAAUCUGAAAAGCCACUUACUUGGGGAACCCUCCUUUGGAAACAGUGAUUGUGACUCAUAGACAUUUCUGUUCACUUUAGAAUGAAUUGCUCUGUCUGUAGGAGGGAUAUUACAUUGUUGGAUUGAAUGUAAACCUGGUUCUGAUUUAGGUUUUGAUUUAUGUCCUCACAUUUGAGAAACAGCUUCUAUGGCUUGACAUCAAAACUUAUUAAUGUCACCAACCUAAUAAUACAUAUGGUGCCAUGUAAGAAUGCUUAGCUGAGAAUAAGAAUGUAAUUGACUUUAAUUGUGGGACAAUGGCUUAUCAAGGUGAUCCCACCUGUUAGAGUCAGGGAUAUUUCCCUGACACUUGUGAUUUCAUCGGUUGUUUCUAUAGAAAGAUUAACAAUGACAACAGCAACAUCAGUAACAGAGAAACUGAUUUUUGAACUUGAGUAUAUCCUACAGACAAAAUAAAAGUUAUUAGAGUUCAUGGAAAAUUUGUUUUUCUUUUCUAUCAAUAAAAGAAUUUUCUUGUUAA
This is a messenger RNA of Choloepus didactylus (southern two-toed sloth), 6000 nucleotides long. RefSeq names its product chromosome 6 C11orf87 homolog (gene C6H11orf87). Bases 420 to 1013 code for a protein of 197 amino acids. The transcript is spliced from 2 exons. The record is from RefSeq and is a predicted model, not a curated record. NCBI's taxonomy places the organism in Eukaryota, Metazoa, Chordata, Mammalia, Pilosa, Megalonychidae.